UCAUAUUGCCGCGUUCCUUCUCAUCAAUCUUAUGAGUUAUCUCAGUUUACUCAGUUAGCCUACUUGUCAGUUACAAAGAGACAUAAAUAUGCGCGUGUAACGUUUGUGCAUUGGACUAGUUAAAGGCGUGUUCGGAUGUCAAGUUGACGUUGAGUAGAAAAUGAGUAACGCCGGUAAUGUGUGUAGUCCUGUUCCGGAUUACAAGCCCUCGUACUCCGAUGAGGACAACGUCGUCUCCACGGAUAAUCUCCCCGGGAUUAAUUUCCCGGAGAAGAUUCUGUUCAUAGUAGACACAGUCAGAGAGAGGACUUGUACUCCUUUCAAACUUACUACAGGAGCGAGCUAUACGCCGCUCGUCAUGAUCAAACGAGUGAUACAACACUUCGUUUGCAUCAAGUCCAUUAUUCAACGUAGUCACGAGUACGCAUUGAUGAUUCUAAACUCGAACAGUGCUCAAUGGAUCUGUGAUUUCACCAGUAACAUAAAUUCUAUCAUCGAUCAUUUGAAUCUAAUCAACGAGGAUUUCCCAGAGAGGAAAGAAGAGGAUCAGGAGCAGGAGGAAGUCGAAGAAGAGAGGUUAUACGAUCUGGAACAAAUGUUCGAUAAAGUGCAAGAAAGACUGACUCUGCCGGCGAAGAAACGAAUGCCCCUUGCUUCUACGUUCGUCGUUCGACUGAUUUUAAUCUAUUCACGGUCCAAUUGUAUUCCAAAGUUCCUUACAAACGACAAAACGAUUCUACAUGCUCUUGCGAAAAAUCCACACUUUUUCCUGGAUGUAUUAUACGUACACGAACCACCCACCCAAGAGAAUUUAUGUGAAGAAAUUUAUUCCCAAUUAGCGAUGUUAGAUACAAAUAAUUUUUCAUAUAUAUUAGAAGUGGGAAGGUAUGCAGCGAAGUUACAUGACAACAUGGCCAAACUGUUGGCACAUCCUCUACAAAGACCAUCUCAAAGCGAUGUGUGUUACACGAUGUGUCCAUCUCCCAGCUCUCAAGAAUCUUAUAAUAAUGUUUAAAUAGUAUAACCAGAGGGAGGAAAAUAGAAGAUAGCAAUGGACGUCGCCAAGCUUCAUGCGAAAAUCAUUGCUGUAAGACGAAUAAGAAGAAAAAGGAGAGAAUAUUAGAAAACUGACGAAUUCUCUAACAGCUGUCUAUGGAAGAAUAGCAGGAUACAGGAAGUGAUAAAACGUACCUAGCAAUGUUCAGUCUACUCAGCCAUAUAUUUUGGAUGUUAAUUUUAAUUCGAGACACUGGUGAUCAAAAUUUAGUAGAAUAGGUAUAAUUAUUUACUACGCCUUUUUGAACAUGUCUCAUGUGAAAAAUCUUAUCAAUAUUCCACACUUAGGUUUCCAGUAUUUCGUCCUUCCUGUCUUGAAACGCGUUCUCUUCCUUUUAUUCCUGGACCCCCAACAAAAGAAUUCGUGAUACCCUAUUGAAGUUACAAGGUUGGUUCUUGCUUUAAUAUAUAAUAAACCAUAUUUCAGUACCAA
Ceratina calcarata is the source of this 1489-nucleotide messenger RNA. Its product is annotated as BRISC and BRCA1-A complex member 1. The transcript has 2 exons. NCBI's taxonomy places the organism in Eukaryota, Metazoa, Arthropoda, Insecta, Hymenoptera, Apidae. Gene Ontology annotation, biological process: positive regulation of DNA repair; double-strand break repair; mitotic G2 DNA damage checkpoint signaling. The record is from RefSeq and is a predicted model, not a curated record. Bases 161 to 1015 code for a protein of 284 amino acids. Gene Ontology annotation, cellular component: nuclear body; BRISC complex; BRCA1-A complex.